AUGGUCCAGGCUGAAUUGGACUUGUUAAACCCGCUUGGAGACGGCGAAGUGAAGCACGGAGAAGGGGCCGAGGGUACUCAAACAAAAAGAAUCUGCACUACAGAGUCAGUGCGUGCGCCCUCACUCUCGGACAUGUUCGAGGAAAUCAUCCAGGAAAGCCACCCAGAUCUCAGGCAGCCGAGUGCCACUGCUCAGCAGCUGGACUGUUACCUGUCAGAAGUCCUGAUCCCCAGGAAUGAUGAUCCUCUAACAUAUUGGAGGACCAAUCGAGGGCGCUUUCCUGAGUUGGCACGGAUGGCACGCAGGUACUUGGCUGCUCCAUGCACAAGCACAGAUAGCGAGAGGCUGUUUAGUGCUGCAUCCAGUGUUCUUGAUGAGAGGAGGAACAGACUGAUAUGUGACAAAGCAGAGAAGUUACUGUUCAUAAAGAAGAACCUGCCACUGUUCCUGAAGGAGUAGGCUAAGUAGACUCUCUGCCAGAAGGACACCCCAUAAUUCAUUUGCGAUUUUGCACGUUGAUGCAUUUUUUUGUUGUUGUUGGAAUGUUUACAGAAGAGGUCCACCUAAGUUCAAAUAGUUUUUUUUAUACAUUUUAUUUGGGGCUUGAUACACAGGUGCAGUGGUUAAUGUUUGGUCUAUAUUUGUCUACCGUCAUACCCCAGGGCAGAACAGAGAGUAAUAUGUUGAGUACAUGAUUCAUACAGGCUGUUUAAGUGUUUGAGUUAAUUAUACACUUGAUUUGGAUUGUGUUGUUUUGGAGUUUUUUGUUUGAAUGCCUUGUCUAAUGAAAAUGGGGGAAAAAAGGAAAUUAAAAAUCAAAUGAACAACUAUUGCCGCUUUUCCACUACAAACGCGGCUGAGUCGGGCUGAGCCGUGCCGUGCUGAGUCGGGCUGAGCGGGGCUGUUGGAGUUGCAUUUCGACUACAACCGCGCUGAACCGUGCUGGCUGGAAGUGGGUGGACACAUUGGGUGGAGUUAGCGAAAGUGGGUGGACGUCAGGUGAUGUCAUUAAGCAGCGCAAACAGUGACAUCAGUGAGCUUUUAAGCGGUAGUCUCACGACCCGAAUAGUAAACAAUAAACAUGGAGGACAUGGAGUCGUUAGUGUUGCUGGUCUUGGUGCUGUGGCUUGUUGUCACCGACAACGCCAACAGAUACUGGCAAGAGCGUAUAGAUGAGGCGAGGCGCAUAAGGCUUCAGAAAUUCUCGUAAUUCUUCUCCUUCCGGGUUUGCGGUGUUUACAGAUCCCAGAGCGCUCGCGGGGCGUGUGUGGGCAUGUGAGGACACUCCUCCUCACCAAUCAGUGCACAGGGGAGUGUCUGCUCACGCCCCCAGCCUCACUCGGCUCGCUUUGGCUCGCUUCAGCCCUACUCCAAAACCGUGCGAGUUUUAGGGGCUAAGCAGGGCUGAAGUGAGCUGAGUCGUGCUGUUUUUUGGUAGUCGAAACGCGAGCCGUGUCGGGCUGAAGUGAGCUGAAGCAAGCUGAAAAAGGGUAGUGGAAAAGGGCCAUAUACCUACUGGCAGUUCUACGGGAACAUUUGAAGACUAUUAAAUAAACAUUUACUUUCUUUGAAAAAACAUGUCUACAAUUAUUUUAGGCUAUUAUGCAAUAUUUAAAAAAUGUAAAACUUAACCGCAUUUGAUAUUCGGUUUCAGUUUCGGUAUUCGGCCAAGCAUUUUAAUUGUUAUUCGGUUUCGGCCACAAAUUUUAAUUUCGGUGCAUCCCUAGUAUAUACAAAUGGUGCAUAUCACAACACAGCAGAAAAACAAAGAAUAUAUAUACACACAACUGGGCGUGUUGAGUUGCAGAUGUUAAUUGCACAUUAGUUAUAGAAACUCAGUUCAGCUACAAAACUCCGGAUAUUGCACUGUAUUUGGUAUUGCAUUGUAUUGGGUAUGGAUGUAAAAGUGUAGAAAUAUAAAAUAUACAAAAGCUAUAAAAACUAAAAAGUUGCUCUGUGAGGUUGCACUAUAAUAAAGUAUUGCACUGUAUCAGGUAAGUGUGAGAAUAUUGUCCUUUUAGGUCCUUGCUGGCGCAUUGUUGCACCUGCCAGAAGUGGCAUCAGUCAGUGCAUGUAACUAGCCUUUUUCACAUUACGUCACUUGCAGAAGAACCUCGCAUCCGUUUUCAGCCUUUUGAAUGGAAGAAGAGGCGGCAUGCUAAUCUGCUGGCUAACAAGUAGCAACCAUAGAAAGUCAGUAAACUUCCUUUCCAAAACAAGGCAGAUAGGUGACUGGAAUGGUCGCUAACAAUACGUAAUGAUAAACAACAAUGCGCAGUAUUAUUAUCAAUCUUAUCUGUGAAUGACAGUUUUGUUAACAUAUGUUGCCGCUGUAUACCUCUUCUUCCGUUCAAAAGGCUGAAAACGGAUAUGAGUUCCCCUGCAAGUGACGUAAUGUGAAAAAGACUAAUUGUUCAAGGUGGUUAUGGCCUGUGGGGAAAAAACUGUUUUUGAGUCUGUUGGUCCUUGCUUUGAUGCACCUGUAACGCCUGCCUGAGGGCAGCAAGUCAAAGAACUCAGAGCCAGGGUGGGAGCUGUCCUUGAUGUUGUUAGCUCUGCUGAGCUCUGCUCUCUGUUUAGCUACUGUUUGUUCAUUCAUUCAGUUGUUCGUUAUUCAUUUGUUUGUUCAUUCAUUCGUUCAUUCAUUCAUUCUCAAUUGAAUUUUGCGUUUUAUGUGUUGGUGUGUCUAAGGUUUGCGCUGCAAUAAACCUUUAAAAUGAAAACCUGCUUGUGCCCCCAUUUUUUUCCCUGU
Neoarius graeffei (lesser salmon catfish) is the source of this 2752-nucleotide messenger RNA. Its product is annotated as zinc finger BED domain-containing protein 4-like. The record is from RefSeq and is a predicted model, not a curated record. The transcript is spliced from 2 exons. Gene Ontology annotation, molecular function: protein dimerization activity. NCBI's taxonomy places the organism in Eukaryota, Metazoa, Chordata, Actinopteri, Siluriformes, Ariidae. Bases 1 to 459 code for a protein of 152 amino acids.